Molecule: messenger RNA, 433 nt
Organism: Trichobilharzia regenti
Lineage: Eukaryota; Metazoa; Platyhelminthes; Trematoda; Strigeidida; Schistosomatidae
Source: the annotation of a GenBank genome assembly
AUCCACCGCUAACUUCAUCAACUGGUAUCAAUCAGUCGUCGUUGUUGUUGUCAUCCACAAUGAAACAAACGCCCAUCAACUCAAGUAUCUUGUGCAAUGACUAUGAUAGUAUUGGUGCAUUUGAAAAGACGAAAGAUAUUGGUCAGUUUAGUGAGGAUAAGCCAAGUGUAAAGGAGAGAGUAAUUGUUAAAUUGACUUGCACGAAUAAAGGCAUUUCUAGUUUCAAGUUACUAUUUGAAUGUUAUUAUCUUUGGUGUAAAUUACUCUGUUUCUAUACUUGGUUGAUGAGAUAUGUCGUGUGUUUGUUGGUCAUCUAUAUUCUACGAUACAAUGACAUGGGCGUGUUACCGUUCAGAUUUGAGGAUAUAGCUCAUAGAAGGAAGUUAGCAAAUGAACUCUGCGACGAUUUUCCAACCUAGGGCGUCAACCUGAG